AUGGUCACCACUUUUCCAUCUUCCAUCAUUGUCCGAAGAUGUCUUCAUUGUUCCUCCCGCGGUCUCUUCCAUCAGGUACCAACAACAGAACAAGUGAAUGCUUUGUCCAAAGAAUUACGUAGUCGUGCCAUUAUCCCAGAUCAUGUGUAUAAAGCCAUCAAUGCAUUACCUAUAACAGCUCAUCCAAUGACUCAGUUUAUAACUAGUGUCAUGGCUCUUCAGGUACAAAGCGAAUUUGCAAAAGCUUAUGAGAAUGGAAUCCAUAAAUCCAAAUACUGGGAGCCGACAUUUGAGGACUCUCUUUCAUUGAUUGCUCAACUACCAGCUGUAGCUGCAUAUAUAUACCGUAGGAUAUAUAAAAAUGGAGAAGUUGUAUCAGCGGAUGACUCGUUAGAUUAUGGUGUAAAUUUUGCGCAUAUGCUUGGAUUUGAUAGUCCAGCCAUGCAAGAGCUUAUGAGGCUUUAUGUCACUAUCCAUUCUGACCAUGAAGGUGGAAAUGUUGCUCAUAUUGGAUAUCUUGUUGCUAGUGCUCUAUCAGAUCCAUACCUCUCAUUUGCUGCAGCAUUAAAUGGUCUAGCUGGACCCGGACACGAUUGA
This is a messenger RNA of Lactuca virosa, 597 nucleotides long. NCBI's taxonomy places the organism in Eukaryota, Viridiplantae, Streptophyta, Magnoliopsida, Asterales, Asteraceae. The record is from the annotation of a GenBank genome assembly.